ACCGAUGUCAGUUUAUUAUUUUCACUGACAGCAAUGGUUGAUUUUCCAACUCAAAUAAUAACGUUAAAUUAUAAGGAUAGGUCAGUUCAGAUACUGUCGUAAUUAUGAAUUCGCUAGCUAGUGAAAUUCAGGGAUUUUCAAAAUCACAUCUGAAGAAACAGUCUACGAGAGUGACAACAGUAACCGGAAGACAAUUAAUAGAAACUCGGAGCGGCUCCUCAGUCCAAGUUACAGAAUGCUUCCCUGAGCCUGAGGCAGCCUGCGGGUUUGUCCAGGACUUGAGAGCGGACCUACAAGUUGGUGUAAUCAAACCAUUUCUUUUGCUCUCGUCCCAAGAUGCUGCUCAAGAUAUUGAUACGUUGAGAAAAUACAAGGUGACCCACAUCCUAAAUGUAGCCUACGGAGUAGAGAAUGCCUUUCCUGACUUAUUCCACUGUAAAACUGUUACCGUGCUUGAUGUCCCUGAAACUGACAUUACAUCGUAUUUCCCAGAGUGCUUUGCCUUCAUAGACCAAGCCAGAAACCAGGGCGCCGUGGUGUUGGUCCACUGCAACGCAGGAGUGUCCCGCUCGGCCUCGGUGGCGAUGGCGUACCUGAUGUCUCGGGACACGCUCUCAUUCCAAGAGGCCUUUGAUGCUGUGAAAGCCGCACGUCCUUCGGUCUGCCCCAACCCCGGCUUCCUCAAGCAGCUGAAGAGCUACACGCCCUGAAUUACAGCGGGGUACACCAGGCAUGUAACUGAUGCGCACCCGAUCGCGGAGUGUGCUCCAACAAUUCACUUCCUUCCGCUAUAAUCUGUGGAAGUUGCUGCACCAGACGUGAUACUGGCGCAUUACAUAGAAAAAAGUAGACCAGUCUUGUCAAAUUAUUUUAACGAAAUGCUUUGGUUGCCCACCUGGUGUAGCCCCCCUUGUACCGUGGAGUACAUACAGCCCACCCAGUGAAGGCAACCUCUGCAAUGCACCUCUGUGUGGUUUAGGGCUUAGCUGUAACCAGGCAACAUGCAUAUUCUGAGAGACUCAUUGAGCAGCUGCCAUUGUUUAAUGGUAGAUUUUUGACCAGUCUCUUAGUUGCCAUGACGGUGAUUCAACAAUGCCAUCAAGCCAAACUUUCCUUUGUCUGGCAAGGAGGAUACCCUUUUUAACCCUUGCCUUUCACCUCAGUGUUUGUGUGUGUUGAGAAGGGGGGUUGCAAUUGGGUCCUGCUUUUUGUGUGAUUGUGUCUGCUUGUGUAUCUUAGAUAUGCUACUUUCACAUUAUAUUGUGCCAGAUGUAUUUUUAUGUAUGUCUCUGCACUUAUUUGUCAACGAGUUUUGCACUGAAAUAAAAAUAACUUUUUUGUACCACAGUUAAAAGUACUA
Alosa sapidissima (American shad) is the source of this 1360-nucleotide messenger RNA. RefSeq names its product dual specificity phosphatase 19b (gene dusp19b). Bases 105 to 710 code for a protein of 201 amino acids. Lineage: Eukaryota; Metazoa; Chordata; Actinopteri; Clupeiformes; Clupeidae. Gene Ontology annotation, biological process: regulation of MAP kinase activity; protein dephosphorylation. The record is from RefSeq and is a predicted model, not a curated record. Gene Ontology annotation, cellular component: cytoplasm. Gene Ontology annotation, molecular function: JUN kinase phosphatase activity. The transcript is spliced from 4 exons.